AUGAAAUAUGGUCGAAAGGUACUGGAGGCCGAGAGCAAACGCACGGAAAAUUCCAGAGGUUACGCACUGCAGGGUGAUGAUGGGUAUCUGAAGCACAAUCAAGCAUUUCCUCUUGCCCAUGGGAGCCAUUCGACUUCGCCAAUGCGUAAAAACACUUACGCUGGCGUUUGUGGCAACGAUCAUGCGGAUGGGGAUUGCGUCGAUGGAGACAUACGAGAAAGGGAAGGCGAAAAACCGUAUUCCAUGGGGAUGAGUGAUCACCAGAUCCACCGUCGCUACCGCACGAAUCACAGUAACAAGGAUGAUGCUUUGAAGCAGACGAAUACACAGAAUUCUCCGGCUUCAGGACGCCUGUUAUAUUCUCCUGUAUUGAAGAAGAAUCGAGUGGAGGCAAUAUCGCCUGUGAAUGGUGGUGCUAACGGCAAGGCGACGCGAGCGAUGAGCUCAACGGAGGCACGUCGCGGCCUUUUUGACAUGAGCGAAAAGAAGAGCACCGGUACAGGUGGUGAGACGGCAGUCACGCCAUCACGGUAUGCGGCGCCGUGCUACGGUAAACCGAAUGAAGGCAUUUCUCCAUAUGAUUCACGUGCGGGCGGGGAUCACUACGCGGCUCCCACAAUUAAUUCCCGGCUGAAGGAAUAUUCCUCAUGGAAUCACGCCCCGUUGACGUUGGGGCUUUCCCUUCCUGACACGCACCGAAAGUGCUCUGAGCCCGUUACCGCAGGCACAUCAUUGCAGAAAAGAAGCCGAUGGCAUUUAGCGUGGGGUGAUCACGACAACAAUGAGUCUACAAUAGGAAAGAUGGCUCUAACAAGGGAAGGAGAAGGAGGGGCAGGGGUGAAUACUUCCACCACCGGCAAUACUUCGAAGUCGAUCCCCUCAUAUUUACUUUAUUGUUUUUCUAAAGUUGGUGCAAGGGAAACAGCAACUACCUCAAAGAAUGUUACUACGCCUCUUACGGCGCCUUAUAUUGGGAUGCCGAAACAGCGUUUACUGGCUCCAUUCAAACCACCGCCAGCAGCACCACCACCCACAUCAGCAGAAACAGAAACAGCAACAGCGAAGACACACUUGACAUCUCCUCCGCUACGGGCCGCGGUUUCCCCACACUUUUUCGGCGCAUAUAGGCAAUAUCGUCUGGCAAGUGAGUCCCCACAGAGUGGGUCUCAGGAAUCGCCUGGUCACAGGGAAAAAAGCCCCUAUGCAGCAGCAGGAUCAUCAAUGUUUCCUGGAGAAGCGUAUUACGAUACCAAAAGACCUGAAUCCAGGUUUUCUCUCCUUCAUGGUGCUUCAGAAAAGGAAGCGUAUGCCUUAUCAUCUAGCGUUGCAAACAAUUCAAUGCUUCAUCACUAUUCACGAGGGUUUUAUGGGCCACCACUGCUGGACCGUGGUUCUUCUUUUUUAAGUGGAUUCAUAAACCCGCAUAACGACUGUUAUGCAUGCAGCGUUUUGACUCUUCUGCUUCGCAGUCCUUACUUUUGCCGCGCCUUGCACGAUGCACAUAAAUUGGAGCUUAGCCCCAAACUGAGUGAAACCCCCGACAGUGAUGCCUUUAGCGGUGACGGAACGGGUGAUAUGGGUACAAUGUACCCAAGAUGGUCUUUCAUCCCUAAUAAGCGGCACCGGGGGCCCUCUUUUAACAGUGUACAUCAGAUUUUGCUGCAUUUUGCCCGAUUGCUUGAGAAGCCAGAAAAAAUCAUGUAUGGGAUUGACAUGGCUCCGUUGCGUCAAUUUUUUUCUACAUCCUUUUUCUCUGGGGAACAGCAGGAUGCGCAUGAAUUCUUUUUAAGUGUCAUUAACAAACUUGAGGAGGAGUCGAUGGAAGAAUUAAAAAGCAGGAAAGCAAAAAAGGAGAAGAGUGAUGACGGGAAUAAUACAAUGACUUCUGAAUAUGGGGGAAAUCAUAUCUUGAACGAUGAAAACACGGGUGAAGAAAAGGACGUUGAAAAUAACGUCAUCAUUGAUUCAUCACUUAUUUGGAUUAACAAGCUUAUUGGGGGAAAACUAUUGAAUAUCAUCCGCUGCAGGAAUGAGGGAUGUGGCCAUGAAAUCGUCACAAAGGAUUCCUAUAUAAAUCUGUGUAUCAAUCUAAGGAUUGAAGAAACAAUGAUGGCGGACUCUACAUUGACGCCACCGUCAUCGGCUGCGGAUAACAGGGAAUUCGCACCUGACGGACCUGUGGGUAUAAGUUCCAGUAAACCGCCAGAAGUGAAACUGGAUGAAUUGCUUUUGCGUGAAACGUUUGAAAAGAAAUCAACAAUAAAUCGUUGCGACGACGUUCAGACAUUAUUGGACUACAACCUCCGAUAUGUGUCUAUUGACAAAUACAUCUGUGAUGCUUGCGGCUCUUCGCAAAACCAGGAUCAAGGUGGCAGUCUUUUGGGUCCGGCACCACCGAUUCUUGCGAUACAGCUGAAUCGUUAUUCUACGGUCGUUAACUCUUAUAAUGAUGUGCGUGUUGUAAAGGACAAAACACCUGUUUUUAUCAAUAAUGAACUUACGCUUUACGCGUUGCGGGAGGAAGGACAGUUUGACUGCGAUAAGAAGCAGUUGGCUCCGUGCGUACGGGAGGCAGAGCGUGUAGCCAGACUACGAGAGCAGCAUGCGGAGAAGAGGCACCAACAGGAGGGAGAGGACACGGGGAAGUUGGCAAUUGAUCCAUCUGGGGCGGGAGAAAAUGCUUCUAAUGGUUCAAGCGCUGAGCAGAUGGAUAAAAAGGAAAAGGAAGAGGAGGAAGACGCCGAGACACAUGUGGAUGCCAUCCGCUGCCUUUAUCGUCUACGGGGCCUCGUGCGACAUAUCGGUUUUUCCCCUUUUGUCGGGCAUUACGUUGCAGAGUUUGCUACGGACGCCGCCGCAUCAGAGUCGCCCAAGGUUGAAAGCACCACCACCACCACCUCCACCACCGGCAGCAGCGAUGUUGACACGGAGGGGGGCAAGCCGUCAAGGGUCUGGCACAUAGCCGAUGAUAUCCGGGUGGAGGUACUGCCAUUGGAGUAUUUGCAGAAACGGCGUAGUCGUUCUACCGACUCCUAUUUGCUCCUGUACGAAAAGGUAGCAGAGGAAGAAGUCUCAUGUCCCGUGUGGCGUGUGCUGCCACGUGGGAAAAACUGA
Molecule: messenger RNA, 3114 nt
Organism: Trypanosoma cruzi
Lineage: Eukaryota; Euglenozoa; Kinetoplastea; Trypanosomatida; Trypanosomatidae
Product: ubiquitin hydrolase, putative
Exons: 1
Coding region: 1-3114 (1037 amino acids)
Biological process (GO): protein deubiquitination
Cellular component (GO): cytosol; nucleus
Molecular function (GO): cysteine-type endopeptidase activity; cysteine-type deubiquitinase activity
Source: RefSeq, a predicted model, not a curated record